AUGGACAUUUAUUUAUUGAGUUCUGAUAUUACACGGGGUGUCGAGAAUGUCUUCGACCUCUUCAUCACCACCGCCACCCCGAGACUGCCUACCAACCAGGCCAAGAACGAUAUCGAUGAUCUCAUCAACAUCCGUUCCCGUUUCCACAAUACACCCUCUGAAAUGUCUGAGAGCGACAGCAUCCAGCCAGACCUAUCGCACGCCUUUGAGAUCCAUACACACCACAAUCUCUAUCCACCUUCCCCAGAGGAAGAGUACGGCAAUAUCAGGUUGAGCCCAGAGAUCGAGCAGUUUAUCCUCGAUAGUGGAGAGUCUGUAGAUGACGUCGUCCGACGACCGCCCAUCCAGCCAAAGCUCGUCGACGAUAGUUUCCCUCUGACAGACUAUUUCAUCUCAUCAUCGCAUAACACUUACCUUCUGUGCCGACAAAUCAUUGGAAAGUCCUCCGCAGCCUCGUACACCAACGUCCUUGGUCGGAACGGGCGCUGUGUCGAAAUCGACGUCUGGCCGUCCCAAAAAGGCCUGAUCGUGACCCACGGAUACACCUUCAGCAAGGGCGUCUCCUUCUCGUCUGUCUGCCAGGCGAUCGGCGAGGCCGCCACUCCCGGAUGUUGGCCCGUGUUCGUCAGUCUCGAGUGCCACGUCGAUGUUGAGGGCCAGGAGGAGCUGGUACGGCAGAUGCUCGAGGCGUGGGGCGAUAAGCUGGUCAAGGGUAAGCUGGAGGGCACGGAGGAGGGCGAUGAUGGCGCGUCGCCGGCGCAGUUAAGAGGCAGGAUUGUGCUUAUGGUCGAGUACUACCCACCAGCGGCUGCUGGGACGGGAGAGGACGAUUCGUCUUCUUCAAGCUCUUCUUCGUCUGACGAAGAGGAGGAAGAGGAAGAGGAACAGAAAGCGGGCGAGGAAAACGGUGCAUUGCCACGAGGAGGCAAGAAACGCGACCACCAGCACUCCAAAAUCUCUGAAGGGCUCGCCGAGUACGGGUACUACGCACGCAGCAUGAAGCCACACAAAGGCUGGCUCCUCCGACAAAUAACCUCCCCUGCCAAUGUCCUCAUCAACAUAUCCGAAUCCACUUGCCUGUCCUUAGUCCCACACUCCCUGCUCGAUCUCAUCGCACACAGCACCCGCCACCUGCGACGCAUCUUCCCCAAAGGCACCCGCAUCGGCUCGAGCAAUUUCGAUCCUUUGGUGUUUUGGCGGAAUGGGAGCCAGGUGGCGAGCCUGAAUUGGCAGGUGUAUGACAGAGGCAUGCAGGUGAACGAGGCGAUGUUCGUGGGCACGCCGGGGUGGGUGUCGAAGCCGGCGAGGAUGAGGAAAGAAGCGGUGGAGGAGGGUGCAGAGAAAGUGGACGGACAUAAGGAAAAAUUGGUUGUGGAGGUCGUUGGCGUCAGCUCAUUGCCCGCGCCCAACGGCCGAAGUGGGAAGACAUUCUCGACGUACAUUCGCUCCCAGGUCUUCCAUGCGAGCGGAGACAUCGAGCGGAAAUCGAAGAGUAUUAAGGUCCAACAUUCCCCAGACGUAGGCGCGGAUGUCCUGUGGCAAUCAACCUUUGAGUACGAAUACAAGGCAGACGAGAUGGCUUUCCUGAGAUUCCUCAUCUAUGAGGACGAGUUCGGCAGAGACGACCGCAUUGUCGUCUUCUGUGCACGCCUCGACCACCUCGUCUUGGGUGAAUGGGUUUUGGUCAGGAUGCUCGAUAUGAAGGGCAAGAACUCUGGAGCCACCGUGCUGGCUCGGUUCAGCCUUUCGCCGGUCCAAUCCUGGAGACGAUCCUUGGCUGAACGCCUGCACAACUUGUCCACCUAA
This is a messenger RNA of Cyclocybe aegerita, 1806 nucleotides long. Lineage: Eukaryota; Fungi; Basidiomycota; Agaricomycetes; Agaricales; Hemipholiotaceae. The record is from the annotation of a GenBank genome assembly.